AUGGCACACUACCGGCGCACGCUAGCAAAACUAUGCUUUCCCUUCACUCUCUGAUUACGAUUCUCCUCUUUCUCUGUCUAUCAAGGCCCAUCCCCUUCUUAUCAUGCGCACCAGUCCCACCUCUAUUCUACAUUUCUACUUUCGCUCCACUCCAGCCCUAGGGUUUUCACUUCUUUGUCUCGUUCUUUCUUCUAAAUUCUCGGCUCUCCAUGCUCUUCACAAACCUAGGGUUUCACUUCUUGUGUUUCUUUUCACAUUACCUUCACAACGCAAUUCAUGGAACCCAAGCCCCACCCCAACAACGGCUUCUCCUUCUCGAAUCUCUUCAAUCUUGAGUCUUUGAUGAACUUUCAACUCCCACAACAAGAUGAUGAUUUUGAUUAUUAUGGGAAUAGUAGUCAGGAUGAGAGCAGAGGUAGCCAAGGUGGAACAAUGGGAGACUAUCACAAUGGAAUUAUGUCUGAGCGAGAAUUGAGCUUGGUGAGUAAGAAGAGACGGUCUCAAAACAGUGAGGACGAGGAAGAGGACGGUAAUUACAGCACCUUCAUUUCAGAGGAGCGGUAUCGGUCAAUGCUUGGAGAACACAUUCAGAAAUAUAAGAGGAGGUUUAAAGAUCCCUCACCAAGCCCUGCUCCGGCACGGAUGGGGGUUUCAGUUCCAAAAAGUACUUUAGGCUCCAAAACGAGGAAGUUGGGGAAUGAGCACAGAGGAGGUUUGCAUGAAGUUGAAACCCCGUCUGAGUGGCUUGCUGACGUUGGUCCUCAAAAGAUGGUUGGCUUUCAUGAUGCGGAUUUUGCACCAGAAUAUGGCACUUCUAGAACGAUCUAUGAAUCAUCUUAUUUGGAUAUUGGGGAGGGCAUCGCUUAUAGGAUCCCACCAGCUUAUGAAAAAUUGGCUGUUACACUAAACUUGCCAACCUUCUCAGAUAUACGGGUGGAGGAAUAUUACUUAAAGAGCACCCUAGAUUUAGGUUCCUUAGCAGAAAUGAUGACCGCUGAUAAGAGAUUUGGGCCUAAAAGCCGAGCAGGGAUGGGUGAGCCUCAGUCCCAGUAUGAAUCACUUCAGGCGAGAUUGAGGGCCUUGUCAUCUUCUAAUUCAGUCCAGAAGUUCAGUCUGAAAGUAUCUGAUAUUGCACUAAAUUCAUCCUCCAUCCCAGAAGGGGCUGCUGGAAGUAUACAGCGGUCUAUUUUGUCAGAGGGUGGUGCAUUGCAGGUGUACUAUGUGAAGGUCUUGGAGAAAGGAGACACUUAUGAGAUCAUUGAACGAAGUUUACCAAAGAAGCAAAAGGUAAAGAAGGACCCAUCUAUGAUCGAGAAAGAGGAAAUGGAGAGGAUUGGAAAAGUUUGGGUAAACAUUGUAAGAAGAGACAUACCAAAGCAUCAGAGAAUAUUUAUUAAUUUCCAUCGAAAGCAACUAAUUGAUGCCAAAAGGUUCUCAGAAAACUGUCAACGAGAGGUGAAACUGAAGGUGAGCAGAUCACUUAAAUUGAUGAGGGGUGCUGCAAUCCGCACGAGGAAACUUGCUAGAGAUAUGCUUGUAUUUUGGAAAAGAGUGGAUAAAGAGAUGGCAGAAUUGAGGAAGAAAGAGGAAAGAGAAGCUGCAGAAGCUUUGAGGCGUGAACAGGAACUUCGAGAAGUGAAGAGACAACAGCAAAGGCUCAAUUUUCUGAUAACACAAACGGAGCUGUUCAGUCACUUCAUGCAGAACAAGGCAACUUCACAGCCCUCUGAAGCUUUACCUGUCGAUGGUGAAAAACCGAAGGACCAGGAACUGCUUGUAAGCUCUUCAGAUGAUGUUCCUGGAGAAGAACAAGAUCCUGAGGAUGAUGAAUUGAAGAAGGAAGCUCUGAAAGCUGCUCAAGAUGCAGUUUCUAAGCAGAAAAGGUUAACUAGUGCAUUUGAUAAUGAAUGUUUGAAGCUGCGCCAAGCUGCUGAACCUGAGGUCCCUUCACCGGAUGCAUCUGGUGCUGCAGGUUCUAGUAACAUAGAUCUACUGCACCCCUCCACCAUGCCAGUGGCAUCAUCUGUGCAGACGCCAGAGUUGUUUAAAGGUUCUCUUAAAGAAUAUCAGCUAAAAGGCCUUCAGUGGCUGGUUAAUUGUUAUGAGCAGGGUCUAAACGGUAUUCUUGCCGAUGAGAUGGGCCUGGGAAAGACUAUCCAGGCAAUGGCAUUCUUGGCUCAUUUGGCAGAGGAAAAGAAUAUAUGGGGGCCUUUUCUGGUUGUUGCACCUGCUUCUGUCUUGAACAACUGGGCUGAUGAAAUUAGCCGCUUCUGCCCUGACUUGAAAACUCUUCCAUAUUGGGGAGGGCUUCAAGAACGAAUGAUACUUAGGAAAAACAUCAAUCCAAAGCGUUUAUAUAGAAGGGAGGCAGGAUUUCACAUUCUCAUCACCAGUUACCAACUGUUGGUGUCUGAUGAGAAGUAUUUCCGACGUGUGAAAUGGCAGUAUAUGGUAUUGGAUGAAGCUCAGGCAAUCAAAAGCUCAAACAGUAUAAGGUGGAAGACACUGCUCAGUUUUAAUUGUCGAAAUCGGUUACUCCUGACUGGUACGCCUAUCCAGAAUAACAUGGCUGAAUUGUGGGCCCUUCUACAUUUCAUUAUGCCUACCUUAUUUGACAGCCAUGAACAAUUCAAUGAAUGGUUUUCAAAGGGAAUUGAGAAUCAUGCUGAGCACGGGGGGACGUUAAAUGAGCACCAGCUCAACAGAUUGCAUGCAAUUUUGAAGCCCUUCAUGCUGCGGCGGGUUAAGAAAGAUGUGGUUUCUGAGCUUACAGGCAAAACAGAGGUUACAGUGCAUUGCAAGUUGAGUUCUCGGCAACAAGCUUUCUAUCAAGCUAUAAAGAAUAAGAUAUCUCUUGCUGAGUUGUUUGAUGGUAAUCGUGGGCACCUUAAUGAGAAGAAAAUUCUCAAUUUAAUGAAUAUUGUUAUUCAGUUGAGAAAGGUUUGCAACCAUCCAGAGUUGUUUGAAAGGAAUGAGGGAAGCACAUACCUUUAUUUUGGAGAGAUUCCAAAUUCUCUUCUUCCCCCACCCUUUGGGGAGUUGGAGGACAUGCACUACGCAGGAGCUCAGAAUCCUAUUACAUACAAGGUGCCAAAACUCGUCCACCAAGAAGUAAUGCAAAGUUCCGGGAUCAUUUCCUCAACAGCUCGGCGCGGUGUUCAUAGAGAAACAUUUCUGAAGCAUUUUAAUAUAUUUUCCCCAGUAAAUAUUUAUCAGUCUGUGCUCCCACAAGAGAAUAACUCCAAUGGUUCAGCUGUUAAAAGUGGAACAUUUGGUUUUACCCAUCUGAUGGAUUUGUCCCCAGAAGAGGUUGCAUUUCUUGCAACUGGUACCUUCAUGGAGAGACUUCUCUUUUUCAUUAUGAGAUGGGACCGGCAAUUUUUGGAUGGAAUCUUGGACUUGCUCAUGGAAGCCGAGGAGGAGGAUUUUAGUAACAGUCAUCUUGAUAGUGGUAAAGUAAGAGCUGUUACACGAAUGCUACUGAUGCCAUCGAGAUCUGAGACUAAUUUACUUAGAAGAAAGCUUGCAACUGGUCUGGGUCAUGCUCCUUUUGAGGCUCUAGUUGUCCCUCAUCAGGAUAGGCUUCAAGCAAACACUAGGCUUGUUCAUGCUACAUACACUUUCAUCCCACGGACCAGAGCUCCCCCAAUCAAUGCCCAUUGCUCGAAUAGAAACUUUGCUUAUAAAUUGCUUGAAGAACUGCAUCACCCCUGGCUUAAGAGGUUGUUUAUUGGGUUUGCACGCACAUCUGACUAUAAUGGACCCAAAAAGCCAGAUGUUCCUCAUCAUUUGAUUCAAGAGAUUGACUCUGAAUUGCCUGUUUCAAAACCUGCUCUUCAGUUGACUUACAAGAUAUUUGGUUCAUCUCCCCCCAUGCAAAGCUUUGACCCAGCAAAAUUGCUCACAGACUCUGGGAAGCUUCAAACACUUGACAUUUUACUAAAACGCUUGAGGGCUGAAAAUCACCGAGUACUCUUGUUCGCUCAAAUGACAAAAAUGCUAAAUAUACUGGAGGACUACAUGAACUAUAGGAAAUAUAGAUAUCUCAGACUUGAUGGUUCUUCCACAAUUAUGGACCGGCGUGACAUGGUCAGAGAUUUCCAGCUUCGGAGUGAUAUCUUUGUGUUCUUGCUGAGUACCAGAGCUGGUGGACUGGGUAUUAAUUUGACUGCAGCUGACACUGUCAUUUUCUAUGAAAGUGAUUGGAACCCAACCUUGGAUUUACAGGCAAUGGAUAGGGCUCAUCGCUUGGGUCAGACCAAGGAUGUUACUGUCUACCGGUUAAUUUGUAAAGAGACAGUUGAGGAGAAGAUUUUGCAAAGAGCAAGUCAGAAAAGUACAGUGCAGCAGCUUGUGAUGACAGGUGGUCAUGUUCAGGGUGAUCUCUUGGCUCCUGAGGAUGUUGUUUCUUUACUUCUUGAUGACGCCCAGUUGGAGCAGAAACUAAGAGAUCUGCCACUUCAGAAGGAUAAACAAAAGAAAAAGCGUGGGACAAAAGGUAUAUUGCUGGAUGCAGAAGGGGAUGCAACUUUGGAAGAUUUCCCAAACAUAUCUCAGGGUAAUGGACAGGAGCCCUCUCCAGAUGCAGAGAGACCAAAAUCCAGUAGUAAAAAGAGGAAGGCUGCCACUGACAAGCAAACUCCUCCAAAGCCAAGGAAUUCUCAAAAAGCAAUGAAAAAUGUUGAUUCUUAUACGGGGAUGACUGAUCCCAACUCGAUGGCAAUGGACUAUGAGUUGGAUGAUUCCCUUCAAAAUGAUGACAUGCAGCUACAGAAGCAUAAGAGACCGAAAAGACCAACAAAGAGUGUGAAUGAAAAUCUUGAACCAGCAUUUACCAACUCCACAGUGAUUAUAGAGCAAACACAAUACCAACCUCACCUUGAGCUUGGUCCUGGUGGCCUCAGAGCGGGAGGAAAGGAUGAUACGCCCCUGCAUACUGACUCUUUAACGUGACAGUACAUGCUAAAAAGAGAAGUUUAAUUUGAAGUACAAAAAUGGGGAGAAGACAGAGACAAGCUCACUUUGUCUGAAGAUAAGAAACCUCGCAAUCAUUUUUGCUGGUGUCAUCUUUGACUGACUCCAUCAGAACGGGGGAAGGCAACCAGAGCUGUAUGAUGUAUGGUGUACAGGUGAUAUUUUGCGGUUCUGGGGCCCAAUGGUCCAAAAAGUGUACAGUUGGGGUGGUGCUGGGUUACCGCCCGCGGCCCCUCAUCUCCUCUCUCUUCCCCUUCAUCAGCACACGUAUAUAUAUAGCCGAAUCAUGUAAAGAGUACGAAUCGCUGACUCAAUUUGUUGUAGGUUUGGAGGUUUUGCUGAAUGGGAAAAUCUCCAUUAUGGAUCUUUUCGAGCCUUUCGCGACUUUUUUUUUUCUUUUGUUCUAAUAAUACUUGAUCUUUUAGAGCCUUGGUAUGAUCUAUUCUCCUUGUACGCAUAAGCCAUUGAUAAAAGAUUUGAAGGGAUGGCUAAUUAUAAACGUCUAACUGAGUGACGCAGAAUAGUUAAUGUGUGGGUUGUAUUUGAGGAUGGGCACGGGGGUUCAUGUAUAUUUUCAUUUUAUGUCCAAAAUUUCAUUACACGUUUAAAUUUGGACCUUUUUAUUCA
This is a messenger RNA of Vitis vinifera (wine grape), 5601 nucleotides long. RefSeq names its product chromatin-remodeling ATPase INO80. Gene Ontology annotation, molecular function: DNA binding; ATP-dependent chromatin remodeler activity; histone binding. Lineage: Eukaryota; Viridiplantae; Streptophyta; Magnoliopsida; Vitales; Vitaceae. Gene Ontology annotation, cellular component: Ino80 complex. The transcript is spliced from 23 exons. Gene Ontology annotation, biological process: DNA repair. The record is from RefSeq and is a predicted model, not a curated record. The coding region runs from base 277 to 4953 and encodes 1558 amino acids.